This is a messenger RNA of Racocetra persica, 1044 nucleotides long. The record is from the annotation of a GenBank genome assembly. Lineage: Eukaryota; Fungi; Glomeromycota; Glomeromycetes; Diversisporales; Gigasporaceae.
AUGUUUCUUUCUCUUGGACGCAAUAAAUCUAGGAAACCUGACGAUAUGAGCUCAGUGAAACGCAAAAAAACUAAACAACAAACUAAUAAACAAGGAAAAUCAAAAUCAAAAAAAACUUCUGCUUCUGAUAAUUCAUCAGAUAUGACUGCUGUGAGCGAAACUACACCAGACAAUAUCGCUAUGAAUGGUAAUGAAUCCACUGUUGAUGAGAAAACAAUUGACAAAAAAACUCCCCAUGAUCACGUGGAUGUGGAUCAAGAAAACAACCACGUGACCCAGAAACUCGAUUCGUUAAAUGGUCCCAAAAACAAUACCGCAACGUUCCAUAAUCGCGGAAGUACUGGCCCUCCGAGUGAAUCUGAAUCGUUAAUUACCGAAGGCUCGGGCGAGAACGCUCUAUCUGACGUUACGGCUCCGACUGAAGAAGAAAAAAGCAAUUUUGGUCAACAUGAAGGAGGAUGGGAUGGAUAUCCAAAGGAUAAUAUCCUAGAUUAUUAUAACUCUAAUGAUUUGCAAUCCAUCACAAGUGGCCGCAGAAAUGAGGAAUCGCAAAAAAUCUUGGACCCUAAUAAAGCCAAUACAAGUGCAAUAGCUAAUAAUCAACAUCCGAUAACAUCUCUUGAGUUGAAUGAUAACACGGACAACGAAAAAUUUAGUGAUCAACGUUCCAAUUUAUUUGAGAAUUCAAAAAACUUUCAGGACAUCGAUGAAUCCGAAUCUCCACUCACCCCCAAAGGAUUUAAUACAUCCUUGUCAUCUGUCACCACUGCUCCACGUGGACUUCCACUUGAAUUGUUCUCCGAUAAUCUUUACAUAGGCCCUAUUGACCAACUUCCACCUAUGGGUCUUGCAUUCUAUUGGCUUGGUUGGUACACAGAAGCUGUGUUUUCACAAAUUGCAGAUAGGCUUAGUAUUGUGGAUCGAUUCACGGGAAUUCCUCUUAGCGAGUUAUUUCUUUGGCUUUAUUCUCCUAAAAGUUGGAUGGACAUCAAAAACGAAGAUUUGGAAAAAUUGGAAGCAGCGAGAGCGACCAAUUCAGAAUGA